AUGGCUGAUCAGUACCUUGGGAAAUACAAUACUAUUCUCUACUUUGCUAUCGUCUACGAUUUUGAUCUGCUCAUACUCGUCACAACAGCGCUUCCCGCCCCUAUUACAGGUGGCGCUUCUUUGGGAGGACUCAAUGCGGCCAUGAUUGAAAUAGGUCUUGGAACAGGAGGUAUCAAGUCGAACGUGAGCCGACUGAUCGCUGAACAAUACACCAACACCAAACAAAAGAUCAAAGUCCUGAAAUCAAGAGAAAAAGCAAUCGUCUAUCCCGCCAUCACAAUUCAGCACAUCUACAUGAUCUUCUAUCUUUGCAUCAACAUGGGCUCUCUUUCCUCAAUCGCGACGACAGAGACGGAAUUACAUAUCCACAUCUGGGCUGCCUAUCCUCUAUCGUUGUGGUUGUUCCUUGUAGGCUUUAUUGUCCUCCUCGUGGGCAAGAAACACUACGUCCAGCGACCGCCACGUGGGUCAGUUAUCCUUCACGCCUUCAAAGCAAUUGGAUUGGUCUCACCUACAAGUUUAAUAUGUACGCCGCCAAACCGUCCUUCCAAGACCACAAUGGCGGCUCCUCCACCGUCCAAUGGGACGAACAUUUCAUCCUCGAGAUCAAACGAGCCCUCACUGCUUGCCGAGUCUUCGUUUUCUUUCCCGUCUAUCGGCUCGUCUACGGCUGAAUGCUCAGCAGCUUCAUCUCCCAGCCCGGCCAAUAUGCAACUCCACCGCAUUCCCAACAACAUCAUGCAAAACGUCGACCCCUUGACUUUUAUCAUCCCCAAUCCCAUCGUGGACCGCGCCGUGUACCCGGAUCUUCGGAAGAUAGGCAUCCCCUUCAAACCCAUUACUCGCAUCGCAUUUGUAUUCAUCUUCGCCGCCUUAGCAAUGGCUUACGCCGCUAUUGUGCAACACCUCAUCUACACCUCCCCACCGUACUAUACGGCACUUCUAGAAUGUACCGGCAGUAACGACGGUGCAAUCCACAACCAAAUCCACGUUACUGUCCAAAAACCCGCAUACCUCUUGAUUGGCCUCUGA
Endocarpon pusillum Z07020 is the source of this 1032-nucleotide messenger RNA. RefSeq lists its product as uncharacterized. The record is from RefSeq and is a predicted model, not a curated record. Gene Ontology annotation, cellular component: fungal-type vacuole; plasma membrane. Gene Ontology annotation, molecular function: dipeptide transmembrane transporter activity; tripeptide transmembrane transporter activity. The transcript has a single exon. NCBI's taxonomy places the organism in Eukaryota, Fungi, Ascomycota, Eurotiomycetes, Verrucariales, Verrucariaceae. The coding region runs from base 1 to 1032 and encodes 343 amino acids. Gene Ontology annotation, biological process: oligopeptide transport; transmembrane transport.